CAUGGUGAGCGACGAUUGGGCAACCUGUGAGGAGUCUGGUUCCAGACCUCAGUACCGUGGGCCCAUGGCUGCGCCUGGCUUACGCGCGCAGAUGGACUCGCUCCUUCUGCAGCUGCUCUGGGACCUGGAAGAACUGGAGGCGAAGAGGGCAGCACUGAACGCCCGGGUGGAGGAGGGUUGGUUCUCACUCUCCAAAGCUCGCUAUGCCAUGGGUGCCAAGUCUGUAGGUCCUCUGCAGUAUGCCUCCCGCAUGGAGCCUCAGGUCUGCGUCUACACCAGCGAGGCCCAGGACGGACUCCAGAAGGUCUGGGUGGUGAGAGCCAGCGCCCAGACUCCAGAAGAGGUGGGGCCCUGUGAGGCAGCUUUACGCAGGCGCAAGGGUCUCUCCAGAACCCCAGAGCCAGAGUCUUCCCCAGCCCCCCGGGACCCUCUGAACUGGUUUGGAAUCCUGGUUCCGCACAGUCUACGUCAUGCCCAAGCCAGCUUCCGGGAAGGCCUGCAGCUGGCUGCAGACAUGGCCAGCCUUCAGAUCCGCAUUGACUGGGGUCGAAGCCAACUCGGGGGCCUCCAGGAAAAACUCAAGCAGCUGGAGCCCCAGUCUGCCUGACUUGUGACCAGAGGCUGGACAGUGAGCACAGCUGUUCUUUGGUGUGGCUACCUUAUCUCAGGCCUUCUUCCUUCACAGAUUGCCCCUGCCCCUAUUCCCACCCCAACUAAUCCCUGUUCCUUAAAAUUUCUCUGGUUUGCAUGUUUCUAGCUUUGUUAGGUGUGAAAGUUUGAAGAGCCUCAUGGAUAUAUCAGCUGUGGUUUCUUUACAGGAUAAAAUACUGCACAGUUAGUGGCAGGGAAGGA
Mustela erminea (ermine) is the source of this 852-nucleotide messenger RNA. RefSeq names its product coiled-coil domain containing 115 (gene VMA22). Gene Ontology annotation, cellular component: extrinsic component of endoplasmic reticulum membrane. NCBI's taxonomy places the organism in Eukaryota, Metazoa, Chordata, Mammalia, Carnivora, Mustelidae. Gene Ontology annotation, biological process: vacuolar proton-transporting V-type ATPase complex assembly. The record is from RefSeq and is a predicted model, not a curated record. The transcript has 5 exons. Bases 2 to 607 code for a protein of 201 amino acids.